AAAAUCAAUCCUAGACCGACUGCGCAUCAGGCGAACGCUUUACCACUGAGAUACAUCCUGUCCCCAAUGUGUGGAGUGUUAAACAAACAUUUAUUUUCAUUUCAGUUCAGAAACCUGGGAUAUCUUCUCUUCUCGUUGGUGUAUCUGCUUCGCCUGUUCGGCUGGAAGAUUGUACUGUUAUUUAUAUCUCACGGCUGUGCUGUAUUUUUUGCUUCUACCUUUUGCAAUUCUGCUGUCGUCUGGGCAACGAGUCUUGGAUUGAUGUGCACCAUAAAUUUUGACCAAUCGCAGACAUUAAUAAAUUCUCUCAUGACGUCAAAUGAAAAUAAAGAAGAAAAUCUUUACCUUAUAACUUUAGAACUCGUAAAAGUCAAUCUUAAAUGUACCAGCUUUUGUUUGGAAAAGGUUAAUAACCAGCUGUCAAACUCUUCAAACCAAAAUGCAUCAUUUGGUUAUAAUAAAUGUAAGAAGCAUACUACAAAUCAUACUGACAUUUCUUCACGAAGUCAUUCAUCGGCAAUGAAUGGAGGACAGCUUCCGCCUACUUCUUCAGAACUAAACAAAAGCUUCCAGUCAGACAAACCUUCUGAUCACUAUGGUCUACUAGAUCUGUUCCAAUACAUGUUCUAUUUCUCGCUGUUAUUCUGCGCUCCAUUCGUUACAUACAACAUAUUUAAUAGUCAGAUAAACUCAAAUCCGCUACCAUGGAACAGACGGAAACUGUACGACACCAUCUUUGUUUUCUUGAGAAUUGCCUUCUGGGCUUUCAUCGUCGAAUUCUCCUUGCACCACCUAUAUUUCUCCGCCAUGAUGUUCAACCCAUAUAUUCUGAAACGGGUCUCCCACUGUACCCUGAUGGGGAUCGGAUACUUGCAAGGGCAGUUCAAGAUGGUCAAGUACUUAGUCUUCUAUAGCCUCACUGGACAGAUGGCAGGGUUGGAAGGUAUAGAAGUACCGGGACCUCCCAGCUGUAUCUCCUACAUCUACCGCUAUUCACAAAUGUGGAAAUUGUUCGAUAAAGGAAUAUAUAAUUUUACCAAAAGGUAUAUCUACAUUCCGCUGGGAGGAUACAAGGCUGGGCUUCCUCGAAAACUAUUUGGGUCGUUUCUCUGUUUUAUGUUCUUUUACAACUAUCAUGGUCUGGACGUAUACUUGUUGAUAUGGUGCCUUCUUAACUUCGCCGAACUGGUUAUAGAAGUCUGUGCAUCUUUACUGGAGAACACGCCGGCAGUACAGACAUUAGAGGCAAGUAUAAUUUAAGUGAAAAAAGGAAACUAAUGUUUAAUAAUAUCUUAGCACAUGGUUUAGUCUACAAUUUUAGAGAAGAAACCCGA
Gigantopelta aegis is the source of this 1334-nucleotide messenger RNA. Its product is annotated as protein-cysteine N-palmitoyltransferase HHAT-like. NCBI's taxonomy places the organism in Eukaryota, Metazoa, Mollusca, Gastropoda, Neomphalida, Peltospiridae. Gene Ontology annotation, cellular component: endoplasmic reticulum. Gene Ontology annotation, molecular function: palmitoyltransferase activity. Bases 67 to 1260 code for a protein of 397 amino acids. The record is from RefSeq and is a predicted model, not a curated record. Gene Ontology annotation, biological process: protein palmitoylation. The transcript is spliced from 5 exons.